UGUGUUUUGCGAAGCAAACGCGUGCACCAGCAGCAUCAUCCAUGUCGCGACAACAGCUCCACCUUCACCUGCUGACGCUGCUGACGGCCACGGUCGUUGCAGCAGCGGUGGUGCUUGUGGGAUGGGGUGGCAGCGUGUGCAGUGCCAAGGCUGUGCUGGUGGAGGACGGCGCCACGGGUGCCCUGCACAUCAACACAAGCGACCCGACUCAGAGCCCCGUGUUUGUGAAUGGAAUGGACGUGAUGAAGCUGUACGAGCUGGUGCAACAGCAGCAGAGCAUGAUUGAGGCCGGGAACGAGGUGAACCAGGCGCAGCAGCAGACGCUCGCAGCCCUGCGUGCCCGCGUGUGCCAUCCCCGCAUGAACCUCACCGCCAUCACAGGGGUGGGCACUGGCACGUACAAGUGGGUCGGAAGCGUGCUUGCUCCCAACGGGCUCAUCUACGCCAUCCCGCACGGCGCCACGGCCGUCCUCAUCAUCGACCCAGCGACAAACACAGCAGACACCACGACCAUCACAGACCUCGGGCCCGGCUACAAGUGGGCGGGCGGCGUGCUGGCCGAUAACGGGCGCAUCUACGCCUUUCCCAACGACGCCACCUCCGUCCUCGUCAUCGACCCGGCCACCAACGCCACCGACACCACGCUGGGAUCCUUUUCGCCCGGCAUGAGCCUGUGGAACAGCGGCGUGCUUGCGCCAAACGGACUCAUCUACGGCAUCCCCAGGCACAACGACUCUGCCCUCAUCAUCGAUCCAGCCAACAACACAACCGACAUCACCACCAUCACGGGACUUGGCACUGAGAGCAACAAGUGGUUUGGCGGCGCGGUGGCCAGCAACGGGCGCAUCUACGCCUGCCCCAUGGCCGCAGACGCAGUGCUCAUCAUCGACCCGGCCACCAACACCGCCGACACAACCAGCAUCACGGGGCUCGGCGACGGCCUCAAGUGGACCGGCACCGUGCUCGCGCCCAACGGCUACAUCUACGGCAUCCCGCGCGCCGCGUCAUCCGUGCUCAUCGUGGACCCCAGCAGCAACACGGCAGACACGACCACCAUCAGCGGGCUGCCCAGCGGCGACCGCAAGUGGUUUGGCGGCGUCCUCGCGCCCAACGGUAACGUCGUGGGCAUCCCAAACUACGCCACGUCCGUGCUGUUUGUGGAUCCCACCACCGACACUGCAGACACCACGUCGCUGGGCGGGCUGCCAACAGGCGGCAACCUCUGGAUUGGUGGCGCCGUGGCACCAAAUGGACUCAUCUACGCCACGCCCUACUUUGCAGACGCCGUCCUCAUCAUCGACUCAGACUGCUGAUUGAUGACGGCAGAUUGCUGUUGGCUUGAGGGUGGGCAGGGGGCUGUGUUGGAAGAUUGGGGGGGGGGG
Molecule: messenger RNA, 1382 nt
Organism: Salpingoeca rosetta
Lineage: Eukaryota; Choanoflagellata; Craspedida; Salpingoecidae
Exons: 1
Coding region: 42-1313 (423 amino acids)
Source: RefSeq, a predicted model, not a curated record